Messenger RNA from Phyllotreta striolata, 1938 nucleotides. The record is from the annotation of a GenBank genome assembly. NCBI's taxonomy places the organism in Eukaryota, Metazoa, Arthropoda, Insecta, Coleoptera, Chrysomelidae.
GAACAAUUUUGUGACAUGGCGAGUACGAGCGUGCGGAUUUGAUUAUUUCUUCAAUGUAAAAGGCGUAAACUCGUCGAUCGCAAACCAGAAUAAUCGAAUUCUGCCGAUUAUAAAUCCUGUUGAUAAAAAAAAUGCCAAAGCUCGCAAACGCCGAGGAAAUCGAGAUGGUGUCGGCUUGCCGGAUUUGCUUGAACAAAACCGAUUUUAUGUGCGAAUUGAAGGAGAAUUACAAUGAAACGACCUAUUUGGAAGCCGUAGAAAAGGUCACGUCGUCUCAAGUUAAUUUAAACGAUCACUAUCCGCAAAAUAUCUGCCUCGGUUGCGUCGACCUGUUGGACACGUCGCUGAAAUUCAUCAAUUUAUUCGAAACCUCCAGAAACAAGCUGGAAAAGUUGCUGGGGACCCAGAGGAAAUCGCCCCUGGACGACGAUCCGGACGAUUAUUUCUUCGAAAACCAAAACGAUUCGCUCAAUCUCAACGUAGAGCUCAUCCUGAAAGACAGAAAAUUCAACCUUAACGACAUGCUAGUGACCAAUAACGAUUUCGACUACAAACAUUUAGCCAAGGAGAUCAAUUUCGGUGAAGACAUUUCCUCGAUUGUGAACAACGGGAACAAACGCUCGGAAGAUAAUAAAAGCGAAUGUGAUAACGAGUACGACCAAUUUGUUAAAGACGAUGUUGUGGAAGAAGAGGAAGAAAGCAUCCAAUUCAUCAUAGAAACCGAGGAUAAAAUGGACGAUAAUAGCAAAGCUUACAGUGAUUUAAUUAAUAAUUUGAAAAGCGAACACAUAGAAAUCGAAGAACAAUCCGAUAGCGAUUCCCUAAAAUCAUUAGAAAGCGAUAAUUUCGAGUACACUGAAUACAAUAACGAUGUUAUCGAAUCCCUAAUGAUCGAUAGAAGUAAAUUAAUUUACUCGGACGAUGACUCGAUGUCCGAAAAAGACACUCAAGAUGACACCAAGGACACGGAUUAUUUCGACCAAUUGAAGUACCCUUGUGGAAUUUGCAACAACACUUACAAAUCCACCGUUUUGCUGAAGAAGCACGUGCGCCGAGCCCACAUGAACCAAAGCCAAAAAUCGCACACCUGCGGUAUCUGCGGAACCGUUUGUCGGACGAGAUCCUCGCUGCUGACUCACAAACUGAAACAUUUCGAGAAACAGUUCAAAUGCGACCAAUGCGACAAGGCCUACUCGACCAAAGCGCACCUCAAGGUCCACAAAUCCACGCACACCAACGAGAGACCCUUCCUGUGCAACAUAUGCGGCAAGGAUUUCAAUUAUGCCAACGCGUUGAUGUACCACAUGCGUUUGCACACCAACGAGAAGAACUACCAAUGCGAAUAUUGCCCGAAGAGGUUCCGAAUGAUGAAUUCGCUGCACAGACACGUCAGGACGCACACCGGCGAGAAGCCCUACAAAUGCCAGUACUGCGGCAGAGACUUUUCUUCCAGAGGAGAGGUCGUUUGCCAUGAAUACAAACACACCGGAUACCGCCCGUAUCAUUGUAAAUACUGUAAAAAAGGUUUCUCGAAGACGCACAAUCUAAAAAUCCACCUCCUUUCUCACGGGGGCCCUUAUCACUGUCGAUAUUGCAAUAAGAUGUUCAUAGAGGAAGGCAUAUUGGCGAUGCACCAUAAAAUUUCCCAUAAAAGUUUGUUAUCUGAUGCGGCCGAUCAAGAAGGCAGCGACGACACGUUCGAGAAGAACGACGGUUCUGUGCAAGAGGACAGCGCAAGUCAAGAUGAGAAUUCCAGGAUGGAAAUAAUUAAUGAGGUUUUAGGGACGGAGUAUCCCAGUCAUGUGGAAGUUCUCAUGGAAGGGAACAAUUCAGAUUAAUUAAUCGGUUAGGAUAAGUUUUAAGGUAACUAAUAAGAACAAAUAAAUAUUAGAGAACGAGUGAGAAAAGGAGCGAGUGCGUUUCUUUACAACCUUUUUA